This is a messenger RNA of Lotus japonicus, 1410 nucleotides long. Its product is annotated as F-box protein At3g62230-like. Gene Ontology annotation, molecular function: protein binding. The record is from RefSeq and is a predicted model, not a curated record. The coding region runs from base 1 to 1410 and encodes 469 amino acids. NCBI's taxonomy places the organism in Eukaryota, Viridiplantae, Streptophyta, Magnoliopsida, Fabales, Fabaceae. The transcript is spliced from 3 exons.
AUGGCACCUACCACAGACAUAUUUAGCUCAUUGCCUCAAUCUAUACUCUCCACCAUUGUUUCCUUGAUUCCUUUCAAGGAAGCGGUAAGAACCUCAAUCCUCUCCAUAAGUUGGAUAGACAUUUUUAAGUUUACUUCCAACGUAGAAUUUGAUGAAGCAUUUUUUGUGAAAGAUGACCAAACUUAUCGAAUCAGGCAAUCCCAAAGAAAAGCUUUUUUGAAGUUCAUGUCACUUUGGAUUACGAAUCACACAGAAACUAUCGUGAACAAGUUUUCUUUAAGAUUAUCAACGCCUGGAAAAGCUAAGAGGGUUGUGAGAAAUUGCAUUUCAUUCGCCACAAAAUAUGGGGUGAAGGACUUGGAGUUGGAUUUUUGUGAUCCAAAGUUCGAUUGUUAUUUCACUACUAAUCAUAUUAAUCAUGAGGCCUUGUUUGAAUUGCCACCGCAUGUUUAUGUUCACACUUGCCUCGAAUCCUUGAAGUUGUUUUCAUGCAGCUUUGUUGAGACUAAGUUGAUUUACUUUCAUACACUCAAAGAAAUUUCUUUGGGUUGGAUGGAAGUGAAACUCAGUACUAUUAAGACCUUGUUGUCAAAUUGUGAGGCACUUGAGAGUUUAAGUCUCAAGAGGUGUUGGAAUUCAGAUGAUUUUGAUCUAGGAGACGAGAGUCCAAGGUUGAGAAAGUUGGUGGUGGAUAGAUGCUUGUUUAGAUCUAAUAGCCGUUAUUUUAUAGUCAAUGCUCCAAACCUAAGCUAUUUCUAUUAUUCCGGGUUGAACAAUAAUUUUUUGGUCAUGGAUGUGCGUUCUCUUGUGAUGGAAGAGGAAAUUCUUGACUUCUCCAUUGAGUUCGAAGGACAUGCUCUUUUUCUCUACAAACUGGUGGAAGAUCAUAUCUCUGGUGUUAGUGUUUUGACAGUGUGUAAUUACUUCCUUCAGGUUAUUCCCACAGGAGGAUGCUUCCUCCGAAUGCCAUGUCAAUUGUAUGUGAGGAGUUUGAUAAUGAAGACCUCUUUGGAUCAAGAUGAGUUUUUAGGAAUCACGUUCUUACUUAAUAGCUGCCCUGAAUUAGAGCAUCUCACUAUGGAAUUGGGUCUCCCACAAAAAUUUUUGGAUUAUGAGUUACCAGAGAACUUUAAUCCCAAGAGGUUUUGGACAGAUCAUGCAAGGGAUUAUAAAUGCAUGGUAUAUACUCUUAGGGAGAUAGAGAUUAAGGGCUUUACAGGAUCAAAGAAUGAGAUUUGCGUGCUUACCUAUUUCAUUACUACUGGGAGAGUCUUGAAAAAGAUAACUAUCAACAUAUCAAAGGAUGCCAUUAUCGAUCAGUAUGGGAGGUUCGAUUCUUACCUCAGUGGCAUGAUAGAUAUGUUAAUGAAUCAAAGAGCUUCAAAAUAUCUAGAGAUUUUGAUUUUUUGA